AUGAAGACUUUCAUCCUCUUGUGCCUGUGCCUGGCUGCUGCCAGUGCUACUCUUGCUCCUCUUAAGAAGGUGUCUCAGCGCAUCCCCAACAAGUACAUCAUCAAGAUCAAGGAUGGUUCCAAGUUGGAUGAGUUUGUCGACCGUCUUGAGACCCGUACACGAUCCCUCAACAUCCCCGCCUCCAUCCUGAAAAAGUUCCGUACCGUCAUGUCCGCUGUUGUGGCUCACAUCCCAGACAGGUUCAUCGACACCAUCCGUUCUUUCGAGGGCAUUGAGUACAUUGAGGAAGAUGGUAUCGUCAGGACCCAGGCAGUCACUUGGGGUCUCGACCGUUCUGACCAGAGAUACCUCCCCUUGGACGGCAGCUUCAACCCAUCCGGAACUGGUGCUGGAGUCAACGCUUACGUGAUUGAUACCGGAGUCAACCCCAACCACUGGGAGUUCUCUGGCCGUGCUACCGCCUGGUACGAUGCCCUCGGCGGCAGCGGAGUUGACUGCAACGGACACGGAACUCACUGCUCCGGUACCGUCGGCAGCAACACUUACGGUGUAGCCAAGGACGUCACCAUUUACGGUAUCCGUGUGCUCAGCUGCAUUGGAUUCGGCUCCAACAGUGGUGUUGUUGAUGGAAUUGACUUCGUUGGAUCUAACGGACAGCUGCCCGCUGUUGUCUCCAUGUCCCUCGGUGGUGGUGCAUCUUCUGCUACCGAUAACGCCGUAGAGAACCUCAUCAACCUCGGCUUCACCGUAUCUGCUGCCGCUGGUAACGAGAACGUCGAUGCCUGCAACUCUUCCCCCGCUAGAGUAUCUACCGCCAUCACUGUCGGUGCCACCGACAGCAGCGAUGCCAGAGCUUCCUUCUCUAACUACGGUUCAUGUGUGAGUAUCUUCGCUCCUGGUGUAGACAUCACCUCAACAUGGCACACCACUAACUGGGGAACCAACACCAUCAGUGGAACCUCCAUGGCCUGCCCCCACGUUUCCGGUGCCGCCGCCAUCAUGUUGGGCAACAACCCAUCCCUGAGCCCAGCUGCACUCAAGUCAUCCAUGCUCUCUAGCUCUACCUCCAACGUUGUGUCUAACGCAGGUUUCCGAUCCCCCAACAAGAUGCUCUACAUCGGCAACUAA
Asterias rubens (European starfish) is the source of this 1128-nucleotide messenger RNA. Its product is annotated as extracellular serine proteinase-like. Gene Ontology annotation, molecular function: serine-type endopeptidase activity. NCBI's taxonomy places the organism in Eukaryota, Metazoa, Echinodermata, Asteroidea, Forcipulatida, Asteriidae. Gene Ontology annotation, biological process: proteolysis. The transcript is spliced from 7 exons. The record is from RefSeq and is a predicted model, not a curated record. The coding region runs from base 1 to 1128 and encodes 375 amino acids.